GUCUUUCCACUUACCCUUCAGCUGACAGGGGACGAUGACCCAGAUGUAGGGUCCGCUGGCAACAUGCAGCAGCGCGAGGCUAUUACUUUCGCCUAGCCAGUGUUGUUCGGUCAGACGUUUACCACGAUGGCUCGGUGUCUGUGCUGCGACAGUGUGGUCCUGGUGGAAACUCUCCUGGCGGUCUUCUCCGUCUCGAGUUUGUCGGUCCUGGGUUCGAUCCCCAAAGACCUGAGAACCCCCGACAGCUUUGCCAAAGCCGUUUUGGAUAGAUACGGGUAUGGAGGCAGGUUGACCGUGCAAGACCUGCAAGUUUUGCUGAGGAACGCGUCAAGUUGCCCCGGGGUGCGGCGGUGUGUUGGGCGGGACGAGGAGACGGGACAGCCCGUAGAGGAGCAGUGCAACUCCACGUGUAUAACAGCAACAGAGGUGCUACAAAUCCACGACCUGUCGGCAGACUCAGAGCUAAACGCUACUGGACUCCGGGAGGUUUGCCCAACACUGUUGUACAAUGUGGACCGUACCAUCGGCUGCCAAAGUCAGGGGGAGGACAGUAUAGAGUCAACGGAAGAGGAGCACGAUGGGUCUAGACGCCCCAGCCCCGCUGAAGUGUGGGGGUUCGGUGUUCUGUCGGUCUCUGUGAUCAGCCUGUGUACUGUGAUGGGGGUUCUCAUCGUGCCCUUCAUGAAGAAGAGGCUGUACACUCUACUGCUCACCUUCCUCAUCGGACUGGCUGUCGGGGCGCUGUCAGGGAGUGCGCUGCUCCACCUCCUCCCAAAGGCCAUCGGCCUCCAUCAUGGGGCCGGCGAGUUCACAGAGAAGGCUGCUGCAGUCUGGGCAGGGAUCUACCUGUUCUUCGUCACGGAGAGGCUGCUGAAGAUGGCGUCUAAACAACGACAAAAGAGAAAGGCGCGGAAGUACGCCGAGCAGAACAGGAGGGCGGAACUGAGAGCAGACAUGGCCGUGUGCGCAGUCAAGGCUCGACUGUCGCACAUCGAUCCGUCUUUAACAGAGCCGCCGCGUCACCACGGACACUGCCACGGCCACGUCUAUCACAGCCCGGACACAGAGAAGUUUGUGGAAGACUGCAGUACAGAGGAUAGUCAGAACCAAAAGGUGUCGAAGAAGAGAAGCUGUUGCCAGGCGUUGUGUUCUAACACGGACACCAUAGCCACCGUAGCCUGGAUGGUGAUAUUUGGGGACGGGCUGCACAACCUGAUGGACGGCCUGGCCAUCGGAGCUUCGUUCCAAUUGUCUAUCUUCAGUGGGAUCAGUACCUCAAUAGCUGUUCUCUGCGAGGAAUUUCCACACGAACUCGGAGACUUUGCCAUACUGCUGAAUGCGGGCAUGUCGGUGAGGCAGGCCUUGUUCUACAACUUCCUGUCAGCCUGCUUCUGUUUCAUUGGACUGGUCGUCGGCAUCGUGGUGAGAGAAAACGGCCAAGUGGGCCAGUGGAUCUUUGGUCUGACUGGAGGCAUGUUUCUGUACAUCGCCCUGGUGAUCAUGAUGCCAGAAAUGAAUGCCGUAGACGAGGAUGAAGAGAAAAGCGAGAAAAAUCGUCAGGACGGCGAAGAGAAGUCCUCAUCUCUGCUGCGGUUCUUUCUCCAGAACAUGGGCCUGUUGACAGGCUUCGCAGUCAUGCUGGUCUUGGCCAAGUUCCACGUCGAGAUCUAGUUGUAACUGGUAGUAAGGCCACUGCAAUUUAAUUCAUCGGCUCGCGGAUUUUCAAAAAAA
Molecule: messenger RNA, 1731 nt
Organism: Branchiostoma floridae (Florida lancelet)
Lineage: Eukaryota; Metazoa; Chordata; Leptocardii; Amphioxiformes; Branchiostomatidae
Product: metal cation symporter ZIP14-like
Exons: 8
Coding region: 127-1671 (514 amino acids)
Biological process (GO): zinc ion import across plasma membrane; intracellular zinc ion homeostasis
Cellular component (GO): membrane
Molecular function (GO): zinc ion transmembrane transporter activity
Source: RefSeq, a predicted model, not a curated record